Molecule: messenger RNA, 3376 nt
Organism: Lactuca sativa (garden lettuce)
Lineage: Eukaryota; Viridiplantae; Streptophyta; Magnoliopsida; Asterales; Asteraceae
Product: glutamate receptor 1.2
Cellular component (GO): membrane
Molecular function (GO): ligand-gated monoatomic ion channel activity
Source: RefSeq, a predicted model, not a curated record
UGAUCUCCUACUACUUUUCACCCAGAUGAGUGGGUUCUUCUUCGGUUCAGUCAAAAGAUUGCUUCUCACAUUUCAGAAAGAAACUGAUAGAAAAUCUUGUUGAAGGAUGCAUGUCUAGUUGACAUUUUGAUUUAUUUAUAUAUUUGAUUACAUUCUUAAUGAUCUUUACGUUUUGAUCAUAUAUGAUCACCUUGACUGCUUAUACUUAAAUUCACCAAAGAAAUUUCCAGGUAGUUGUGAUAUUUGAAUUCUUCUUGAUAAGACUGAUUACCCUUCUUCUUCAUCCACUAGAAUAUUGCACACCUUUCCCUGUUGUAAUUAUUUAAAUUAAGGAGAUAUAAUAUUUAAACAGAGAAAUCUUUUGUUUAAACACUUGAAUGAUGUAUGCGUGGGGAAGUAUAUUGAGUCAACUGAUUGGCUGAAGCUCUUGUUAUGAUUUUAAUCAAUAAAAAGAGUGAAUAACAUACAAGAUGAAUAGAAUAUAGAGAAAAGAGCAAAGCUUAAUUUUCAUAUUUGCAGCAGCAACAUGAGCAUUUUUUACCAUUCAAUAAUGAAGAUAAGUAGCAGGGAGAGAACACACCUUUCAUCUUUAAUGUUGAUGUUGCUCUGCUUGCAGAUAUAUACAAAAGCUCAAGAAGAUUUAGCCUACAAGGAGAUCCCAGUGGGAGUGAUUCUAGAUAUGGGAUCAUCAUAUCCAUAUUCAUAUUCAUAUUCAUAUUCUGGGGUUGGAAAGGCUGUUCAUAGCUGCAUCACCAUGGCAGUGUCUGAGUUUUACAUGGUCAAUCCUCACUUCCAAACAAGGAUAAUUCUUCACCACAGGGAUACCCAUGGAGACCCACUGCAUGCUCUCUCUGCUGCUCUUGAUCUUUUGGAGAAGCCGAAAGUGCAAGCAAUCAUAGGUUCAGAGUCAACAGCUGAAGCAAAGUUCCUGGCGGUUUUGGGAGACAAAGCUAGAGUGCCUAUUCUUUCACUUUCACCAUGUCUCUCUUGCAACAAGCAUCCUUAUUUCCUUCAAGUUACACAAGAUGAAAAUGAAACCACUCAAUUUAAAGGGAUUGCUGCAAUGGCUGAAUCCUUUAGAUGGAAGGAAGUUAUCCUUAUCUGUGAGGAUAGUGAUAGUGGAAGAGAUAUGACAAAUACUCUCCAAACAAAGAGCAUACUGGUAACACAUAGGAGCCUAAUUUCAACCUCUUGGAGCAAUGAACUACUCCAGGAAGAGCUUCACAGGCUUUCAACCGUGCAAACAAAAAUAUUUAUCAUGCAUGCUUCCCCUUCUGUUGCAUCCCACCUUUUGGUGAAUGCAAAGCAUCUAGGAAUGAUGGAUGAAGGAUACAAAUGGAUUAUCACCGGUAAGACUAUGAAGUUUCUGAAUUUGCUGGACGAUGAAGUUAUUGAGUCUAUGCAAGGGGCAGUGGGUUUUAAAUCAUAUGUUCCACGAUCAAGAGAUCUUCACAAUUUCACUUCCAGAUGGAGAAGGAAAUACCAUGUGAUGGUGAAGCUCCAGGAGAUAAACAGUUAUGCUCUUUGGGUGUACGAUGCAGUUUCAGCUCUAGCAAUGGCUGUAGAGCAAGUUGAACAACUGAAGAGAAAAGAUGUGGAUACAACUGCAAGUGAGUUGACUCAAAGCCAAAGGGGUACAACACUUCUGCUGAAUGAGAUGUUAAGCAUCUCAUUUCAUGGUUUAGGUGGUGCUUUCCAACUUAGGAAUGGGAAGAUUAAUGCUGCACAAGUCAUGGAAAUAGUAAAUGUGAUAGAUAAAGGUGAAAAGAGGGUUGGAUUUUGGACACUGGAUGCUGGUUUCACCAAAAAUAUUGGUAGUUUGAAUAAUUCAGUUUCUGAUGAGGGUCUGGAAGCCAUCAUCUGGCCUAAAGGUGGUAUCACAACUUAUCCAACACACAGGAUGCUACAAGUGAGUAGCAAAAUCCUCAGAAUUGCCAUUCCACCAAAAUUUGGAGUGGGGAGAGUUUUUCAAGUGAAAUACGAUGCUGAAACUAAUUCCACAGUCAUUUCAGGGUUUUGUGCAGACGUAUUCCGAGCUGCAUUCAAAGGAUUAGGUCGCGACAUAUCCUUUCAGUUCAUCCCAUUUACGGGAGAAGAUAGAAUAGUAAAUUACAACGAGCUUAUAUAUGGAGUCUAUACUGGGGAAUUUGAUGCUGCAGUUGGAGAUAUAACAAUCACGGCUAACAGAACUCUAUAUGUUGACUUCACACUGCCAUAUACCGAUCUUGGUGUUGGAACCCUGUCUCGAAAUGCUCAUGCAGGCAUAUGGAUCUUUAUGGAACCACUGAGUUCAGAUCUGUGGCUUGUAUCUGCUUCUUUCUUUAUAUUACUCGGUUUUGUCAUUUGGAUUCUUGAACAUCAGACGAAUAAAGAGUUUCAAGGUUCAUCAUCACAACAGAUUGGAACAACAUUAUGGUUUGCCUUUUCGACCCUUGUUUUUGCCCAUAGGCAGAAGCUGCAGAGUAAUUUGUCAAGAUUUGUAGUAAGUGUGUGGUUGUUUGUAGUGCUGGUACUUGCUUCAAGCUACACAGCAACCUUGAGUUCACUGUUCACCAUUGAACAAAUUCGGUUAGCCUCAAAGGGAGACUUAAUUGGAUACCGAGAUGGUUCCUUUGUGCAGGGAGAUAUUGUUAGGAACUUGAAUUUUAAAGACACCAGGUUGAAGCCAUAUUAUACAUCAGAGGAAUAUGCUGAUGCUUUAUCACGUGGAAGCAAGAAUGGUGGUGUUGAUGCAAUUAUUGAUGAAAUUCCAUACCUGAAGGGAUUCCUAGCUCAGUAUCCAUCUGGCUACUCCAUGGUUGUGUCUGAAGUCACCACUAGUGGUUUUGGCUUUGCAUUCCCGUUAGGUUCACCCUUGGUCCCUGAGUUAUCAAGACAGAUUUCCAGACUACGAGAAAAUGGGAGCUUAGCAAAGUUGGAGAAGAAAUGGUUUAAAUCAGAUCCACACUCAAAGGACUCUGAGCCUGCUUUAAAGAUUCUAAACCUGAAAACGUGUCGUGGUCUAUUUCUUAUUAGUGGAGUCUCAAUGGCUGUGGCCCUUUCCAUAUUCUUGUUUUAUUUUAUUCAUGAGAAACUGCAUUUCACAUACACAAUGCUGGCUGGAGGAAAACUUGCAUUCAUAAUGAGGAUUCUCAACCCUAAACCGGUGGUUGAACUUGAAAGAAGAUGAUCCCAACCAAACAACAACUACAACUAUGCCAUUCAUCUUGUCUAUGUUUAUUCCUUUCUAGUUUCUAGGCUCAGGCAUAUGAAGAUUCAUUAGUAAAGUUGAUUAUCUCUCCAAUUUCUCCAUUUAGUCGUGUACUUUUUUUUAAUCAAUGGUAGCAAUGUGAGGUAUGACAAAACAAUGUUGAAUGUUAAGAUUCUGCUUCUUUAA